GCUGUCCUUUAGGGCGUCACUUCCGCAGCGCAGCCAGGUUCUGCGACCAGCGUGGCGGCAGAGGGAGAGGUUGCGGUGCGUGGAUAGCAGGGUGUCAGUGUCUCCGGAUCGGCGUCUCGGGCCUCAGCUCCAGCUUCACCUAUGUGGACCGCAGAUGAGAUUGCGCAGCUGUGCUAUGCACACUACAUCAAACUGCCCAAGCAGGGGAAGCCUGAGCCAAACCGUGAGUGGACUCUGUUGGCGGCUGUGGUGAAAAUACAGACUCCAGCUAACCAAGCAUGUGACACCCCUGAUAAGCAGAUACAAGUGACAAAGGAAGUUGUCUCAAUGGGAACAGGAACAAAAUGCAUAGGCCAGUCCAAGAUGAGAGAGAGCGGAGACAUCCUCAAUGACAGCCAUGCUGAGGUCAUAGCCAGAAGGAGUUUCCAGAGGUACAUCCUCCAUCAGCUCCAUGUGGCGGCCGUCCUAAAGGAAGACAGCAUCUUCCUUCCUGGCACUCAGAGAGGACUGUGGAGGCUCAGACCUGACCUGUCUUUUGUGUUUUUCUCUAGCCACACACCCUGUGGGGACGCCUCCAUCAUUCCAAAGCUUGAGUUUGAAGAACAGCCUUGCUGUCCUGUCAUCAGAAAUUGGGCCAACAACUCACCUGGAGAAGGGAGCGAGACUCUAGAAGGUUCUAGAAAUAAAAGGAGCUGUGAAGGCCCUGACAGUCCUGUAGCCAAGAAGAAAAGGCUUGGAACACCUGCUGGUUCCCUCUCCGAUUGUGUAGCUCACCAUGGGGCACAGGAAAGUGGUCCAGCCAAACCAGAUGCCAGCAGCUCUGGUCUCACCAAGGAGGAACUGGAUGCUGUCAAUGGAACAGCUUCCGGUAGCUUCAAAGUGGUGGACAUAUACAGAACGGGAGCCAAGUGUGUUCCUGGAGAAACUGGAGACUUGAGAAAGCCAGGUGCUGCCUAUCACCAGGUGGGGCUACUUCGUGUGAAGCCUGGCCGGGGAGACAGGACAUGCUCCAUGUCCUGUAGUGACAAGAUGGCGAGGUGGAAUGUCCUUGGAUGCCAGGGCGCACUGCUAAUGCACUUCCUGGAGAAGCCCAUCUACCUGUCAGCCGUGGUCAUCGGGCAGUGCCCAUACAGCCAGGAAGCCAUGAGGAGAGCACUGACGGGCAGGUGUCAGGAAACCUUGGUUUUACCCAGAGGCUUUGAAGUUCAAGAGCUGAAAAUACAGCAGUCGAGUUUGCUCUUUGAACAGAGCCGCUGUGCAGUCCACAGGAAAAGAGGGGACAGUCCAGGCCGACUCGUCCCUUGUGGGGCAGCUAUCAGCUGGAGUGCUGUUCCUCAGCAGCCUUUGGAUGUCACAGCCAAUGGUUUCCCACAGGGAACAACGAAGAAAGAAAUCGGAAGCCCUCGGGCCAGAUCCCGAAUCAGCAAGGUGGAACUCUUUAGAUCAUUCCAGAAGCUGCUGAGCUGCAUUGCAGAAGACGAGCGGCCGGACUCCGUCAGGUCCUUCCUUAGAUCACGGGGUUAUACUGGUUUCCUUAUCCUGAUGACUGACGUAAGGCUUCAGCCACCAACACCGUCCGUCUGUGGAAGAUUCAGCUCUCAAUGUGAAGCUCCCUUAAUCCGAAAUUUCUGAAAUAACUGACUCUCUGGAUGGGCCGGAGAGAGGACUCAGCAAUUGAGAGCACUGGCUGCUCUUGCAGGGGACCCAGAUUCUGUUCCCAGCACCCACAUGGCAGUUCACAACUGUCCAGAAAUCCCCACAGUUAAGGUAAGAAAACCCUAUAUACAGUGACUUCUGAAACAGAAACCACCAGCCUUAUUCAGCAACUGAAAUGUGGCACCUGAAGUGAGAUGCACAAGAUUUCACAAUAAAGCAAGUUUGGUUACAUGUUGAAAUGGCAACUCGUGUAGACCAGGCUGGCCUUGAAUUCAGAUCCUAUGUCUGUCUGCCUGAUGCUGAGAUUAAAGUUUCCCUGCUUUAACUUGUGGAGUAUUACAGAACUACUUGAAGUUUAAACCCUACAUGAGGUUAGCUCGCUACCUGGACAGUGCCGUGUGGAAGGGAGCAGGCUCCUGAGAGCACCUACUGUGUUGAUUUUCAACCUGGGCUGCCUUUGACAUCUCUAGAGAGCUUUAUAAGCAUCUCCACGAUUGAAAUCAGGUAUCUUGUGGUGCGACCCAGCUCCUCCCCCAAUCUGUGGCCUGGCUGUCCUGGAUAUUGAACUGCAAACAGGGUUGGCUUUGAACUCACAUCUAUCUGCUUCUGUCUCCUAAGUGUUGGAAUUAAAGGUGUGCACCACCACCUAGCUAAAAAACAUUAUCUCCAACCUGUACUGUCUCCAAGGGAAUAGACAGGCAGGCCUAUCCCAAUGACCAAACACUCAAUCCUUGUACCUUCAGCAAGCAUCUUCCUCAGAACAGUGCUCCUCAUACACACUAACAAAUGUUCCAUCAAAUGAAGCAGAAGCAGGCAACACUGACCCUGUGCAGGAGAGAGUUUGUAGCAGAGGCAGACAUAUGCUAGUCUAGGACAUGUUCUAUAAACCUCAGGGCAGAUGAACUUUCCUCUCAGAGUCAAGGCCUGAGCACCUGCACUGAGCUGGCUGUCAGGGUGGUCAGGAGACCUAAAGCACAGAGGCAGCUUUAACAUAUCUGCCAGGCAAGCUGCCCAGACCUGACCUGCUGGACUGUUAGAUCAAGUAAGUCAGACAGCAAUUCCGUACUGGGAAGUGUAUGUAGGAGACACUCAAAGCCUUCAGCACAAGGCAUUCUAGUGCCGCAGCAUCUGGAAAGUAAUGCUAUGGAUAUGGGGACACUACCACCUUCUAAACUCCCGAUUCUGAUGAAUUAAGAAAUGGAAAAUGCCAAUGGCAAAUGCAAACCAUGGAGCCAAUCUAAGGUGAGAUGACUUCUCGUCUCAAGUGCUAAGUAAAAUGAAUCCCAGUUAUUCCCUGAAGGCUGCUUCCUGUGCCUCCAUUCAGGUCACAAAGAUCCAGGCAAUGUCAUUUCUCCAGUGGAGGAACUGACCAAUAAAUAGUAAAGUCAAGUCUCAGUAAGAACCAGGUGCGGCAUUCACUGACAUUAGCUUCCUAAUAGCCCUGUGGACUGGGGAAGCUACCCAGGGCUCAUGUGAGCACCUAAUUCCAAUGGAAUUGCCUUCGACUCUCGACUAAAGGCAGGCCGUGGAGGCGUGAGUCAUAAAUAGGCUGGAGUGAUGAUGACCACCUGGCCAGCCAUCUGCCACGCAGCUCAUGUGCUUCCCAGUUUUUCAGCAAGGCAGGACAGUGGGGGGAGGCAGGGAUCAAUCACCACCAUCACGGUGAACCCUGAAAGGCGCUGGUUGUGAAGUGAAAGUUGAACAGGACCCAAACCAAACUACACUGAGCUGACUACUGCUUCCUGUCAGAUGUUUCUCUGACAAUCUUCUUCCACUUCUAAAACACACCUUUUCUUCUAAAACAACCAUCUGUGUUGUAUGUACAGGUAGGGACAAUCUGUGUGAUCAAUGUGAGUUCCGGAGACCCAACCCAGGCCAUCAAGCUUGGGGCAGCACUUUUAACCGAGGCACCUUCACCAGACCAACAGCAUUUCUGAAGAGUGUUUACCCAGAAAUGACCACAAUUGUUUAGAGAAUGUAUUCUAUAAUACACUCCUGGUUUUAUUUUGUUGUUUUAUUUUUGAGACAGAGUCUCUAUGUAGCUCUGCCAGUCCUGGAAUUCACUAUGUAGACCAGACUGGCCUUGAACUUAGAGCUCUACCUCCCUGUCUCCUGCACUAGGAUUACAGAUGGGUACAACACUCAGCUUCCUGUUUCUACUUUAAACUGCUCUAAACAAAGAACAAAGACUAUUAACAGACCUGGGUUUCCCCUCUACUACCAUGACUGGGAAACUUGUAGACCAAUGUCUGUCUCAGUUCUGUCUGAAUGAAGGCAUAGUUCCUUCUCUGUGUUGAACCAGAUUGUUGAUGUAAGCACUUAGGUAGAGAACUCAACUUUCUAAAGCUACAUAAAACAGGCAGUCGUGGCACAGACUGGUGGUGCAUGCCUUUAAUUCUAGGAGGCAGAGGUAAGCAGAUGUCUGAGUUUGAGGCCAGCCAGGCCUACAUGAUGAGUUCUAAGACAGCCAAGGGGUAUGUAAAGAGUCUCAAAAACAGGAAAGAGAAAA
Messenger RNA from Rattus norvegicus (Norway rat), 4165 nucleotides. It is a transcript of the gene Adat1, whose product is annotated as adenosine deaminase, tRNA-specific 1. Gene Ontology annotation, cellular component: nucleoplasm. NCBI's taxonomy places the organism in Eukaryota, Metazoa, Chordata, Mammalia, Rodentia, Muridae. Gene Ontology annotation, molecular function: RNA binding; tRNA-specific adenosine-37 deaminase activity; adenosine deaminase activity. The record is from RefSeq and is a predicted model, not a curated record. Gene Ontology annotation, biological process: RNA processing; tRNA processing.